This is a messenger RNA of Acanthopagrus latus (yellowfin seabream), 2569 nucleotides long. RefSeq names its product heat shock protein nuclear import factor hikeshi (gene hikeshi). Gene Ontology annotation, cellular component: cytosol; nucleus. The transcript has a single exon. The coding region runs from base 1904 to 2500 and encodes 198 amino acids. The record is from RefSeq and is a predicted model, not a curated record. Gene Ontology annotation, biological process: protein import into nucleus. NCBI's taxonomy places the organism in Eukaryota, Metazoa, Chordata, Actinopteri, Spariformes, Sparidae. Gene Ontology annotation, molecular function: Hsp70 protein binding; nuclear import signal receptor activity.
UGAGGGAAACACUUCACAGAUGCACACACACACUGUUAGUAAAGACAAACCAGCCAUCACAGAAAGUGUUUGUCUGGUUGAUUUGAGACAGUCAGUUUCAGAAGACGCAGCUUGUGUCACUAAUCUGAUCCAUUCAGUGAAUUCUGGGGUUCUGGUGUAUUUCUCUUGCUCUUCCUCCUGCAGUAAUGAAACCAUUUACCAACAAACCAAACUGAACUUUACAGACGUCUGCUGGCAAGAAAAGUUUCAUCCACCAACAAAACAACCGAGAGGAGAGAUGCGUGUUAUAAAGAGUCCUCAGCUGCCACCUAUGUUCAUCUGAACUGGAAACAGACAUCUGACUUCACUCUGUUGUUAAAAGAAAAGUUAAAAGAUGUUUCUCAGAUUCACUUUACGAGGCUCUCUUGACAAACUCCAGAAGACUUGGCAGCUUUGUUUAGAUUAUGUACCGGCUGGGAGGUGAAUAUCCUCCUACACUUGUGGAUCCAGCUGGAUGUCAGUGAUUACAUGUGAAGCAGCCUUGUGCCUUUGUUAACAUUUACCCUGGAUAGAGUUCAUGUUUCCUGUAGUUUGUGAUGUUCUGUGUCUGAACUCUUCUAGAACUGAAGUGUGUGUAAACAGAGCUGACGUCAGCCAGCAGCUGAAUGUAACAUCUCAACAGUCCAUGAGCCCGACAGUGUUACAGGAGUGUGACUGCUUUUUAAAAGCUGCUGCCUACAUUACCCACAGUGCAACUCAGCCACUGAGUGACAUCACUGGGAGCCUUAUACCACUUUUACUACUCCCCAACACUUGUAACACACGUUAGUAAGAAAAAGCAGUUUAUUUCAUAAUCUGAAGUGAGAAUCCAAGUAAGUGUUCAGUAUUCUACAGGUGGUUGUUUCUUGUGCAGCGCCCACCGUUAGCGACACAGACAGUCACUGAGAAGUGGAGACGGGUCAGAACCAGAGCAGAAAGAUGGUGUACAGGCUGUGGAUCAUUGCAAUGAACUUUUUUAACAUCUUAAAAUCUAUCUAAUUAAAUAUAAAUAAUUAACUAAUAAAAUGCAAGAAUAAUCAGUAAUGAGAGAAUAAUGGUAAUACUUGUUAGUCGCAGUUCAACAUUAUUCUGCAUACAAAUAUCAUUUUGAUUAACAUAAAACACAUAUUCUGAAAUUAUAUACAAAUAUUUUCUUCCCACAGUUGGUCAACAACUCACUGAUCAGUUUCUCGUGAUGACGUAACGGUUGUAUGUUUCCUGUUAUUAUUUUGUGUAUGUGAAAUUAAUUAACUUUAUUUUUUGUGAGAGAAAGUACCACUUCCGGUCUGAUUCACGCUUCCUCUCUCUAACUUCACUGCCCUGCUGUCAUCAACAAGUCGACUAACGAAUCAUCGAACGUGUAAAUGGCCAACAACAAACCAGUGAUCGAUUAGUUCCCCCUGUGUUUGGUCUCCAAGGCUACAACUUCAACAAGUACCAUCCACGCUAAACUCGUAAAGUGCUGAAUGUUAUGAGACGGUUUGGUUGGACUUCUGGUCUGUUAAUGUAGGAGGAAAAAGCCCACAUCGGACAGAAUCGUGUGGCUGUCAGCACAAAUAUUGGGCCGAACUUUCGCUCUUACUCAUCCAGGACGUUGGGUCGAUAGCAGAGCAGCAGAUCGGCAGAGGGCAGAACCAACAUGUCAGACUGUACUAGAAGUUUCCACCGGUCUGGUUCAGCUUCCUUAACAAACAAUAUCAGCGGCAGAAGAAUCGUCUGCUUCGUCUCGCACCAGAUAAACAGGUUCUGUUGAGUUUCUCCGUGAUCCGGAUUGUUGGCGGGUCGGAGGACUGAAGCUAGCUAGCUAGCGGCGGAGCUACAGACCGUUGACAGCAGCGCGGGCUGGCUAACAGCGAGGCUAACAGCUAGCGGCCGGGCUGCAGGCAUGUUCGGGUGUUUGGUCGCCGGCAGGUUGGUGCAGACGGACGCGGUGCAGGUCGCCUCGGACAAGUUCGUGUUCAACCUGCCGGACUACGAGAACGUGAACCAUGUGGUGGUGUUCAUGCUGGGCACGGUGCCGUUCCCCGCCGGGAUGGGCGGCGCAGUCUACUUCUCCUUCCCGGACCCGGCGAGCGGCGGCCCGGUGUGGCAGCUGCUCGGGUUCAUCACCAACGACAAGCCGAGCGCCAUCUUCAAGAUCUCCGGGCUGAAGGCCGGGGUGGGCGGGACGCACCCGUUCGGCAUGAUGGCCUCCUCCUCGUCUCCCUCCGUGGCUCAGGUCGGGGUGUCGGUGGAGGUUCUGGAGCAGCUGGCCCAGCAGAUCCCGGUGUCCAGCGCCGCCGUGUCCACCGUGGACUCCUUCCUGCAGUUCACCCAGAAGAUGCUGGACAGUCUCUACAACUUCGCCUCGUCUUUCGCCGUGUCGCAGGCGCAGAUGACGCCGAACCCGACCGAGACCUUCAUCCCGUCAAGCUGCGUCCACAAGUGGUACGAGAACUUCCAGAGGAGGAUGGCACAGAACCCGAACUUCUGGAAGAACUGAAGGCAGAGAGCCUGAGGACGAUAACGACUCAGACUGGACAGUUCGAAUAAAAGUGUGUGAAUGUUUUCA